Molecule: messenger RNA, 2905 nt
Organism: Acanthopagrus latus (yellowfin seabream)
Lineage: Eukaryota; Metazoa; Chordata; Actinopteri; Spariformes; Sparidae
Gene: drd5a
Product: dopamine receptor D5a
Exons: 1
Coding region: 257-1639 (460 amino acids)
Biological process (GO): adenylate cyclase-activating adrenergic receptor signaling pathway
Cellular component (GO): plasma membrane
Molecular function (GO): dopamine neurotransmitter receptor activity; G protein-coupled receptor activity
Source: RefSeq, a predicted model, not a curated record
GCCAGAUCAGACGACAGAGCCCGGCCAGACUGCAACAUGUGCUCGCCACUGCUCGCUGCGUUUCAGCCCCUCAGCGCACCUGGCACGUCGCUCGGCUCCGUUUUAACGCGCUCGCUUCUCUCUCUCCGUCUGUUUUGCUCUCCACAUCAUGCUGGCAGCCGAGCGGGUCAAUGGGGACCACACGGUGAAUGGCUGUUAACUGCGCCCGUCAACGCGCACGGAGCUAUGGACUGCAGUUUUACUUGAAGAGAGGCACAUGGAGAACCCAGCCAAGUAUCUGUCAUCGGUGCAGAGGACUGACUCUGUGCCGGCACCCUUGGGAGAGAUUAUGUGGAACAGCACCGAAACAGAGGCAACAGACGACGGGAGGAAGGAUAUGGUGGUGCGCACGGUGACGGGCUGUCUGCUGUCCCUGCUCAUCCUAUGGACCCUGCUGGGGAACAUCCUGGUGUGCGCCGCGGUGCUGCGCUUUCGGCACCUGCGGACCAAAGUCACCAACAUUUUCAUCGUCUCCCUGGCUCUAUCGGAUUUAUUCGUGGCCGUCCUGGUGAUGCCCUGGAAAGCUGUGGCAGAGGUGGCGGGGUACUGGCCGUUUGGCACUUUCUGUAACGUGUGGGUCGCUUUCGACAUUAUGUGCUCCACCGCCUCCAUCCUCAACCUCUGCAUCAUCAGCGUGGAUAGAUACUGGGCCAUCUCGAGCCCCUUCCGCUACGAGAGGAAAAUGACCCAGCGUGUUGCCUUUGUUAUGAUAAGCAUCACUUGGACGUUGUCUGUGCUCAUUUCAUUCAUACCGGUCCAGCUCAACUGGCACAAAGCCAGCGCUGACGACGCAGCCGGGGCGCACAACUCCUCCGCGAGUCGGCAGGUGGAGGAAAACUGCGACUCCAGCCUGAGCAGGGAGUAUGCGAUAUCCUCCUCUUUGAUAAGUUUCUAUAUUCCCGUGGCAAUUAUGAUUGUGACUUACACCAGAAUAUACCGGAUUGCACAAAUACAAAUCAGAAGGAUAGCCUCCUUGGAGAGGGCGGCAGAGCACGCGCAAAGUUGCAGGAGCAACAGAAUAGAGUGCCAACACCACACCACCUUGAAGACGUCGAUCAAGCGGGAAACCAAAGUGUUCAAAACUCUGUCGGUGAUUAUGGGCGUGUUCGUGUGCUGCUGGCUACCUUUCUUCGUCCUGAACUGCAUGGUCCCGUUCUGCGACAGGCCCGCCACUGACCGGGACGCGGGGCUGCCGUGCGUCAGCGAGACCACCUUCGACGUCUUCGUGUGGUUCGGCUGGACCAACUCCUCCCUGAACCCCGUCAUUUACGCCUUCAACGCCGAGUUCAGGAAGGCCUUCGCCAGCCUCCUGGGGUGUCGUAACUUCUGCUCCAAUACGCCGGUGGAGACGGUGAACAUCAGCAACGAGCUGGUCUCAUAUAAUCAAGACACCCUCAUCCACAAGGAGAUCGUGAACGCCUACGUCAACAUGAUCCCCAACGUGGUUGAAUGUAUCGAGCACGAGGAGACUUUUGACAGGAUUUCACAGUUUUCUCACAACAACGAGAACCCCACCGACUCGGUUUGCGACCUGGAGGACUGCGAGGCGGACAUCAGCCUCGACAGGAUGUCCCCGUUCACACCUAAUGGAUUACACUGACUCCAACGUUCAUGUCUCCCCGUGCGUAAAAUGGAUGUAUUGAUAUCAACGCCAUCGUUCAUUCUGCUCCCAUCUUCCCCCCGCAAAAAAAAAGCUCCGAUCAGGGGAGCUACUGAGCAGCGGCCCUCGCCGCUGCUGCGGGAUCUAUUUCAUGACUUGCUCGUGGACACCCCAGCAGGGCAGUGUCUCUGUAGCCGCCCUGCUUUGCCUCGUAUAUGAGAUGUGAUGUUGUCGUCCUGUUCUGGAAAAAGAAAAAAAAAAAAAAAAGAAAAAAAGAAAAAAAAAGUGAUGUGUAGGUGUUUAUUUACAUGACAAGUGAAGUCUGUGUUCAUUUGUUCAAAGGUUCAGUGUAGUUGAAGCUGUUGUUUACGCGCAGGCGGAGCGUCCGUGUCUCUUAUCCAUCCAGGGUUUGGGGGGAGGGGGCAGGCUCAGUAUGGAACAACCUUUUUGCUGCUUCAAAUCCUCACGUGUAUCCAGUGCCCGUCUUACCCACUGAGUAUGAAAACUGAGGGCAGCCUUACAGACAGUGCAAACCAAGACAGUUCUACUCAAAUGCAGUCUUUUCCAGCGCCUUAUAGCUUAUUCAAAGAAGGAGUUUGGAGACAUGAGAGGAAUGUGUCUGUGUGGAGAUUAAGUUACAUGAUGCCAAAAUGCAGUAUUAAAGUGUUUACCCACCCCAGUGACUCGUCCAGCACACCUGAUCUGCACCUCAUGGACUGUAUGCAGUUUGAUCCAGACUCCAGAUGGCCUUUGAUGGAGCCGAACAUGCAGCUACAAACACAUAGCAGUGGGCCUGUUUACACUGGAUUCACUCAUCCAAAUCAAAGAACCCUGCAGCCAUUGUAAGAGUGAAAAACUGUGACUUUUCUGUGAUCUCUCGUUUCUCAUCGAGGCCAAAAGAACGACUGAACGGUUCGGCUCUCUCAGGCGCACUGAGCUCACACUGAGCUCGCAGAAGAAAGCAGAAAAAACAAAGAAUCCACACUGUCCUGAAUGACCAAAGAUUUCAAGGAGUGAAUCGAUAACUCUGACACAAUGAGGCGACGGAGUUUUGUCAGCCAGAGGAAUGGUCGCUAUAAACACACACACACACACACACACACACAGGCCACUGGGUCAACACAACCGGAUGUCACACACCACCUCUCCCCCACACCUCUCACCUCUUUAACUUUGUACUGUACAGAUGACCUGAUGAUCUGAAUGUAUACUGCUGUCCUUUUAACAGUGACGUGUGUCAUCAUUUGUCUAAUAAAAUGCCGUCAU